AUCGAGAUUUUUAUUUGAAGUAUUAUGAAACAUUAUAAAUACAUCUGACUACGUGAAUUCCGAAAAUACCCUUCGCUAGAAUGCACGUUCCGCGUGCUCGUCAACCACAGUUAGAUAUCACUAUAGCUCUGGUAAUUUGUUAACUUAACCACGGUUAAUACACGAUUACACUAUAAAAACCCGCCUCGACGCUUUUCACCUCCCGCCAGUUCAUUCAGCUCCACGGAUUCCAAACUCCAUAACAAACUCUCCCAAGUUCAAAUUCAAAAUUCUCAUUUUCUCUCUCUAACUUUUCAAACAAUGGUGGUUGCGCAGAAGCUGAAGGAAUCGGAGAUCACAGAGCAGGAUUCGCUUCUUCUGACAAGGAAUCUGUUGCGCAUUGCUAUAUUCAACAUCAGUUACAUCAGAGGCCUUUUCCCCGAGAAAUAUUUCAAUGACAAAUCCGUUCCGGCUCUAGACAUGAAGAUUAAAAAGCUUAUGCCUAUGGAUGCUGAAUCGCGUAGACUGAUUGAUUGGAUGGAGAAAGGUGUUUAUGAUGCUUUGCAGAAAAAAUAUCUGAAAACACUCUUGUUCUGUGUCUGUGAGGCCGCGGAUGGUCCAAUGAUUGAGGAGUAUGCAUUUUCAUUCAGCUACUCUAAUACUGACAGUCAAGAGGUUACCAUGAACAUCAACCGUAGUGGGACAAAGAAGGGAGGAACGUUCAAGUACAACUCCACAACAGAGAUAACUCCCAGUCAGAUGAGGAGCUCAGCAUGCAAAAUGGUCCGUACGUUAAUUCAACUAAUGAGGACUUUGAAUAAGAUGCCAGAUGAGCGCACUGUACUGAUGAAGCUCCUGUAUUACGAUGAUGUCACGCCAAUGGAUUAUGAGCCACCUUUCUUCAGAGGCUGCACAGAAGAAGAAGCUCAGAAUCCGUGGACUAGAAAUCCCUUGAAGAUGGAAGUUGGCAAAGUGAAUAGCAAACAUUUAGUACUAACUCUGAAGGUUAGGAGCGUACUCGAUCCUUGUGAAGAUGAAAACGAUGACAAUCAAGAUGAUGAGGUUAGCUUGGGAGCAGAUUCCGUCCAAAAAGAUGAAGACACUGAUUCUGACAGUGAGAUCAGCAAUUCCGAUGAUGAUCAAUACAUCGUAGCACCCAUAGAUAAAAAGCAGAUUCAAGAAGAUAAUGGAGCACUCGAUGAAGAUGAUACACAGGAUCCUGCAGAAGAUGAACAACAGUUUGGACGAGUAAAGGAUUGGAUCAGUUCAUACCACCUUGACACAGUUGAGCUUACUGAUGUGCUCUCAAAUUUCCCUGACAUCUCAGUGAUUUUGAUUGAAGAAAUUAUGGACAAGCUGGUGAAGGAGAGUUUUAUAUCGAAAGCUGCAGAGGAGAGUUUUAUCAUUAAUAACAGAAAGAAGUUUGACUAUGAGUUUGAUGCUGUGAAAGAAGAAGUCGAUGGAAAAUAUGGAAAUUCGAGUGUAGAUCACAUGUACAUGAAGGCCUUAUAUCACACUCUUCCAAUGAACUACAUAUCAGUGACAAAACUUCAGAACAAACUUGAAGGCGAAGCCAGCCAGACCACAGUACGCAAGCUUAUCGACAAAAUGACACAAGAUGGCUUCGUUGAGGCCGGUAGCAAUCGCAGACUUGGCAAGCGGGUGGUUCACUCUGAUCUCACUAAGAAAAAGCUCGUUGAAAUCAAAAAGCUCUUAAACUUAGAUGCUAUGGACCUGGAUAAGCAGGAAUCGCUAGUAAACAAGUCCAACCAUGCAGAACACGAUAAUACUGCCGGCAACAAGAACAAGGACUUAUCGACGUGUGGUGGGCUCCACUCCAUUGGAUCAGAUAUCACACGAACAAGAGGUAGAUCUGAUGCAUACAUCAACGUCUCUACUAGGAAUACUCCGACUAGCAGGGCUGAGCCGGCAGCUUCUAGAGAGAGUUUUGUGCCUGGGGCUGAUAAUGACAGAGCUAAUGCGAAUACUAACCAUGGUGAUGACAUGGACAUUGUCAUGGAAAGCAUGCCUACUCAGGACAAACGCUUCAGAAAAACAAGCACGGCAAAGGACCCUAUCCUGCAGUACUCAAAGCGCCAGAAAUCUCAAGCUGUCUGAAAAUUUGUCAUGUCGUGAUCCUACUUAAAUGGUCGUCUAUCUGGGGCUAUUCACUUUCUCCGUUUCCCUGCUUCAAGCCCUUGUUUCGUUUAUUCAGCACGUAAAGGUUAUUUCUGUAUACAAUUAUGACUGUGUAUAUAUUUCGUUUUGUACGAACUAGUUCCACUUAAAAACUGAGACGACAGUUGCAAUAUGGCGUCGAAAUGUUAUGUGUAUCAGGUGCUAUCUAUGACUAUGGAGUUUUGUCACCACUUGACUG
Erythranthe guttata (spotted monkey flower) is the source of this 2356-nucleotide messenger RNA. The record is from RefSeq and is a predicted model, not a curated record. NCBI's taxonomy places the organism in Eukaryota, Viridiplantae, Streptophyta, Magnoliopsida, Lamiales, Phrymaceae.